GCGGCUCCCGGCGGCGGCGGCGGGGGGGUCUCGGCCCGUGCCCGCCCGUGCCCCGGCCCAUGUCCCGGCCCCCGGCGCCGCCCGGCUCCCCGCGCCGCUUCGGGGCGCUCAGCACCGCGCAGCUCCGCGCCCUGCUGCAGGACGAGCCCCGGCUGCAGCGCGCCGCCCGCCUCAGCAGGAAGUUUCAGAGUCUGCAGCUGGAGCGGGAGAUGUGUUUGGCUUCAAACUGCACCCUGGCCAGGGUAAACCUGUCCCUGCGCCCGCGGCUGGAGGAUGGGAAGGCUUCCCUGGCCAUCAAGUACCAGGAGCUGCGGGAGAUACGAGAGGCAUGUUGGGACAAGCAGCAGCGCCUGGAGGCAUACCUGGAGAAGUGGAGCCCGAAGAGUGCCCUGGGCCAGCUCCAAGCCAAGCUCAAUGCCUCCGAGGCAGAGUCGGAGGCACAGAUAGAGCAGUUCCUGGCCCAGGACCUGCCCCUCGAUUCCUUUCUGGAGUCCUUCUGUCAGAGCCGCACACUCUCCCACAUCUGCCGGACACAGCUGGAGAAACUGCAGGAGCUGCUGCUGAAGGACCAGGUGGGCAGGGACACCGUGGGCCCCCCAGGUGCCCUGGCUAGCCCAAUACCAGCCCGCCUUGCCCCGUUGAGGAGUGGAGUAGCCCUGAAAGCCUUUGAUCUCUCCUAUGGCUUCAUGCCCGCCUUUCUGAUCCCCUCGGAGGCCGUUGUGCCCUUUGCCAUGCCAGCUGCACCUCCCAGACACCAUCUCCCAGCCCUGGGACACCAGCCAGCAUCUCCCUGCUCUGAAAUCCCCAGCCCAGGCUUGCCCCUGCGCCUCGUCGGACACAUCCCACUGCUCAGCCCCCAGACCUUCCGCAGGCAGCAGCGGCCGCGACACCAGAAGCAGGAGCCCCCACACCGGUAG
Molecule: messenger RNA, 917 nt
Organism: Gavia stellata (red-throated loon)
Lineage: Eukaryota; Metazoa; Chordata; Aves; Gaviiformes; Gaviidae
Gene: VPS37D
Product: VPS37D subunit of ESCRT-I
Exons: 4
Coding region: 60-917 (285 amino acids)
Biological process (GO): protein targeting to vacuole; ubiquitin-dependent protein catabolic process via the multivesicular body sorting pathway; protein targeting to membrane
Cellular component (GO): ESCRT I complex
Source: RefSeq, a predicted model, not a curated record